Durusdinium trenchii is the source of this 5289-nucleotide messenger RNA. NCBI's taxonomy places the organism in Eukaryota, Dinophyceae, Suessiales, Symbiodiniaceae. The record is from the annotation of a GenBank genome assembly.
AUGAUUGAAGGAAAAGAUGACAGAGGGAGCAAGAAGCAGAGUGAUUUGUCCAAGCACAAGGAUGCGGAGCAAAGGAAGGAGGACAGGAGGGAGGACCGGAGAUGGGCUACCACAGAAGUGGAGCGGAGUGAAGUCAAGACUGAGCAAACCGCUCCUGAGAAAGAUCACUCUCAGCAAGUGAGUAAGACCGAGGUCGAGCCAAAAGGAACUUGGACAGUUGAGGUCUCGAUCGCCGUCUCGGCGCAAAGCUUGGGGCAAUUUGUGAUUUCACCACUGGACUUGGUUCAAGACUUAAAAGCCAGGAUUGCCUCUCAACUUUGCCCAACAAGACCCUGGGCUGUAAAUGGGAAACUCUUGCAUGGCUCUAGUGUGCUGGAGGAAAAGGAUUCCUUGAAGGAUGCAGGAGUGGAAGACUCGUCAGACCUUCAGUUCCUCUCACUGAUGACAGUUUCCAGAGAGGAUGCCCUUCCCAGGAACGAACUCCUUUUGCUUCCAGAAGUUCUGAACCAGGUCUUGAACCCUUGCACCAUCAAAGCUUAUCAACCAAAGGUGCAGUGGGUCUUGGAGAGCUUUGUCACGAGGGGAUCUGACGCAGAACUGGAGCAAGACUGGGCACAUGCGAGUGCCAGAGAAGGCGUCCAAUGUGAGGAUUUGACCAACCCCGAAGGGUCUGAUGAGCUGUGGCUUUGCUUCAGGGAUGGACACCUGGGUGCCUUGAGACACCGGAAGUAUGUGAUGACAUGCAACUACCAGAAAGGCCUGCUACGCUUGAGCUACUUUGGGCUCAAUGAUGGAUCUUUCGUUCCCAGCGAGGCACCGCCACAUGGAUGGCACGAAAGGGACUCCGACGGCGAUCAAAGGGGUCGGAGCGCUGCGCCGCUCCUGGCACCUAUUCUCGGCAACAUGAGGCAGAACAACUUGGUGACCUGCUUUACGAUGGCCUCUCAGCAGUUGGCGUUGCCCUGCUCAUUGCUCGCGCUGAAGUCUGAGGGCUUUGAAGUGUUAGAGGUCCUGUCAGCAGAUCGGUUGCAUGGAUUUGGCUUGCGGGUGGCCUUUGACCUGCUGCUCGCUGUGAGGUCUGUCAAGACGCUUGAGACGUGCAUUGUCGCUGCUUACUUUCACCCUAUGAUGACCGCUUCCGAGUUCACCGUGGAUACGUCCAGCGAAGACUUCUCGCAGAGGUAUUUCAACCAAAAGAUUUUCCGGAGUCUCCUCGACGCAUCGGUUGGUGACAGCAUUGACCAAGUUUUGGUCAUGUGGCACAUCGACCUGGUGCAGACGCUCCGUUUCACCUUUGGGCCCAUUCCUCCUGCCUUUCGAAGCUUCCGCCAGCAGCUUGCAAAGCAAUGGCUGCCCGAAAGCCAAUCGAGGAUUCAGAGUUUCAAUCAGCUCUUGCAACAUGAACUGGUGGCCCAGAUCCCAUUGGAACCUUAUUUGUUGGAGCUACCGAAGACGGUCUGUCCCAAUCCUUCCUGCCCUGCUGGCUCUGACUGUGCCAAGCAUCAACACCUUUUCUCGCUUUCGGUGGCACCUGUUUGCCCCGGUGGAGACCGGUGCAAUCGAAACCUGAAGCGCCGGGUUCGCCCCUGCCGGCGCCACCAUUGCCGCGGGCCAACAGGUCAAGCUGGAUGCAAUUGCAUACGACUCUGGAUCCCAACGGUGGCUGGUGCUCGAUGGUCAGCGAGCCGUGCGAGCCCAAAGGGCAAGGCCAAAGCGAAGAGCAAGAAGAAGAGCUAUGUCGAGGCGGAGGACGAAGAGAUUGGAGGCCUGGAGAAGUUGAGGAGCUUCCUCAGUCUUGAGAUCACUGCAACUGGCAACAGUGGGCAGAAGCAACCGUACAAAUCUUCCGAAAAGUGCUUGAAAGACUUAGCAAAUCUCAGCUACCCAUACCAGUUGAAGGUGUAUUUGAGAAGACCCUACAGGCGGAAGGAGUUGUCCAACGGAACCGAAAGCUACCCAGUUGGGAUUUUUCUGGUCGACUACGCUGCUCAACACGCCACGGCGGAAUUGGUUGCGAUCUUACUCCAGGAGAAGCUUGGCUACAAAGUGAAGAGGAUGAUUGACGGCAAGCUCACGUCCGAUGCCUUCUACGCCCUGGCAGGUUGCCUCCAGCCCUCGGACAGUUCCAACCGGAGAUGCGGCGAUCAGAUGCAGACCCGUGCGCACAUCAGCGUGGAGGGCUGGACCUCAGGAUAUCAAACAGAGUGGGACGAGCUUCAGCGAAACUCUCCAUCCUUUGCUCCCAGGAAUCUGGGCAACAUGGGAUAUCAAGGCUCUGCUGGAAUGUUCAUUUCAGCCACUGUGCAGGAAAAGGCUUAUCGAAGCGAGGGCUUGUCCUUGGACUUCUACAGAGACUACAACGUCUCGUGGGAGGAUCCGGGGCGAUACUUCACCCGACCGCAAGACAUUAACGUGUCGAAGUUGCUGCCCUGCGAGAAGACCUCUUUGAUGCAUGUGGGACAGAUGGCCGCGUACCUCAAAGUGACGGGCGAUCACGAGGGUGUCAUCGUUCAAGGUGAUGGAACAGUCAUCGGCCGAUGCUUCGACGGCUACUUCUGGCGUGCCCCCACGUGUCGAAGCAAUGCUUCCAGUUGUAUUGCCAUGAUCAGUGGCGGUUCCGGGUGGAGCGUUCUCGCACAUUUGCAGCAGGCAACCUUCCAUAGCAUGCCUUUGGUGUGGGCGGUGGGAAGCACUUGGGGAAGCUUCACGUCCCUGCCGAUGGAGUACACGACGAUGUUUUACUGGUGGACGCCAGACCCGACGUUCUUGAGGUUGAAGGCGAUGCCUAUCAUUUUCCCACCCUACAAUCGCCGAGAAUAUGAGAGUGGGAUCCAGCGAACAGCUGCAGCUGCAAUUUCCAUCGACAAGUACGUGAGUCAGGACUUGCACGUACUGGCUCCGGAGAUUGAAGAGUUCAUGUCUUCCUACUUGGUGGAGAUGCAAGAUGUAGAUGAAAUCAUGUUGGACCAACUUGAGUCAAAGGAGUCCUUCUUUGCCGCUGCAUGCCGAUGGCUGAAGGCCAAUGAGGACCGGUGGCUGAAGUGGCUUCCAGACAAGACCAAGUGCUUCCCGCGCUAUGGGCUCUUCAGCGACAAGGAAGAAAUCUUUGUAAAGAGCCGCGCCUCCGAGACCGAUUUGAGCUGUCAGCCUUGCCGACCGGGUUUCUUCUCACUACCCUUGGAGGACCAUGAUGGCAGCACCUUCAUUUGUCAAGAAUGCGAUGUCGGCACUUAUCAGGUCUUUGGAGCGUCCAUCGCUUGCGAUCCCUGUGGAACUGGCGAAUAUCAGGAUGAAACCGGCAGCAAGUCCUGCAAAAGGUGUGGCUUUGGAGAAUACCAAGACAUCAGUGGCCAAAGCGGGUGCAAGCAAUGCCCAGUUCAAACGACGACAGGUGGGAUGGGUUCGAGGUCUAUUCACGAUUGCGGCUGUCUGGCGACGACCAUCAACAUGGCGGAACGAGGUGGCUUCCUGUGCCAGCCUUGCCCCAAGGGCCUCCACUGCCCCUUUGCCUCGAGCUUGCCCAGUUUGCAACAUCAAGUGGCUGACCCACAAGCUCAACAUCCGCCGCAGGUCAUGGAAGGCUACUAUUCCGAGCCCGCAGAGCCCUUGAGCCUUUAUAAAUGUGAGCCUUCAGAGCACUGCCCCGGUGGUGGACCGGGAGAAUGUGCCGGAGGUCUCAUGGGCAUCCCGUGCGCCAUGUGUGAUGCAGGGCAAAACUGGAAUGGCCAAGGAUGUACAGAGUGCCAAGACGAAGCACCUCUUGUAUGGGCAGUGAUUCUCAUCCUUUUGCUGCUGGUCCUGCUGAAAGCCUACGACUUUGUAGAGUCAACGAGUAGAGCAGAAGCCUCAUCUUUUCAGGCAUGCACAUUCGCAGCUGGCAUUGGCAUCAACGUGGUUCAGAACAUGGCCAUCUUCGGACUGAUGUCUGUGCGAUGGUCACCCUCUGUGAGCGUCACCAGCCAGUCCUUACGUGUGGUCCUGUUGGAUGUGGAUCAGUUGGGCCUCGGCUGCCUCACCGGCAAGAGCAAUUUCAUGCGCUUUCUUGCCAGUGGAUUAGUCUUCCCACUUGCUUCGAUCUUCUUGCUUUCCCGCUGGUUGGCAUCACCACUGCUGAAACCACUGGAGAGUUGCUACAGCUGUCCGACAUUCUGGCCAGAGAGACUGAAGUUGGGAGUUAAACCCUGGAAGCUUUACAAGACCUUCAACACCAUUGGUGCUUUGCUGACGGUGGGAUUUGCCACUUUGAGCGCUGUGUCCUUACAACCGCUCAUGUGCUACCACCAUCCCAAUGGCAAGUCGAGCCUGGUGAAGUAUACCGGCACCUUCUGCGGAGACCAUGAGCAGAUCAUCAUGGUGGCUGUUGGAAUGGUACUGAUGGUCUUCGCCCUCAGCUUUUUUGUGACCUGCACCAUUGCGGUCAUCAAGAUCCCGCAGUGGAGUGCUGAGCAGCAUUCCGCGUGGGUGCAAGCCUUUACUUUCCUGACUGCCAAGUUCAGACUGGAUGUGUGGUGGUUUGGCUUGCUAUUGCCCAUCCGAGGAUUUGUCCUCAGCAUGGUGGUGGUCUUGGCCACUGAUCAGCCAGAGCUGCAGGUGGCGCUCGCGAGUCUCAUGAUCCUUUGCUACCUGUGCACGAUGGUGCGAAUGUGGCCAUGGAAGGCGGUGAUCCUCAACUAUGCAGAUGCUGCCUUGUGUAGCUGUUUGCUGCUCUUAGUCAACCAAUCUCCGCACUUUACAACUGAAUCGGAGACCAAAUUCACAGAGGGCUUUUCAUUGGCGAUCAUUGCCUUGGAAGCUGCAUGUUUGUUGCUGACUGCGAUCGUUUGCAUCGUGGCAGUGAUUUCCAGCUAUUGCGGAGGUUCAGGAACGGGAGUGCUCAAUCUCGGCAGUGCCAAUGUGACCAAGAUCUCACAAGCAUUGCGACACACGGCCACGGAGCUCCUGAAGAUUGAAGCCUUUUACCUUCAAAAAAGGCUUUGUGAAAUGAACAACUAUGACUUGGAGAGGAUUAAGGACGUCAUCACUUUGAUGUCCAUGGAUGUGUUUCCUGACACUACUGAGCAGUACCGCUUUCACCGGCGCAUUAGUCUGAAUGUGGCCAGCCGUCACAGCGGCUUCGCGACGCCUGAGAUGCAGAGCAUACCAUUCAGUUUCAAUGACCAGGAGCUGGUGCCCCACGACCUGGAUCAAUCCGAGCAGUCCCAAAGGGACGAGAUCGAGGAGGAUCAACAGGUGAAGCAGAUGCAUGAAUGGGUGCUUGACCGAGGGCCGACGCUUUCGGAAAUGAUGUGA